Molecule: messenger RNA, 742 nt
Organism: Anopheles moucheti
Lineage: Eukaryota; Metazoa; Arthropoda; Insecta; Diptera; Culicidae
Gene: Arpc5
Product: actin-related protein 2/3 complex subunit 5-C
Exons: 3
Coding region: 55-516 (153 amino acids)
Biological process (GO): regulation of actin filament polymerization; Arp2/3 complex-mediated actin nucleation; cell migration
Cellular component (GO): cytoplasm; Arp2/3 protein complex; actin cytoskeleton
Molecular function (GO): actin filament binding
Source: RefSeq, a predicted model, not a curated record
UUGGUGCAGGAAAAUUUUUGCUUGAUUCAUCAUAUUUUGGGAAAAGGCAUUGCCAUGGCGAAAAAUACUUCCAGCUCUGCAUUCCGAAAAAUUGAUGUGGACCAGUACAAUGAGGACAACUUCAAGGAAGAUGACGCGGAUCAAGCCUCCAGUGGGAUGAUUGUGCCGGAUGAAGCGGAAAUCAAUUCACUACUGAAUCAGGGUCGUAACAUUGAUGCCCUGAAAACAGUCCUCCAGAAUGCGCCGCUGAUGUGCAAAAACCAGCAAGUAAAGGACAAUGCGUUAGGCCUGACGCUGCGUGUGCUACUGUCGAUUAAGUCGUCCCAAAUCGAUGCCGCCAUCGAAUCACUGGAUGAUCCGGAAUUGUGCGACGUACUUAUGAAGUACAUCUACCGCGGGUUUGAAAUUCCCUCCGAAGGAUCGAGUGGCCAUCUGCUAACGUGGCACGAGAAGGUAUUCGCAAAAGGUGGGGUAGGAAGUAUCGUGCGAGUGCUAUCGGAUAGUGCCCGAGCAUAAAUCGACUCCAGUCAUUCUUGCAUCGUACCAGAAAACAAGUCAUUUUUCAUCUUUUCGAAAAUCCUUGCUUCCUUUAGAUAGCACAGAUUUAGUUAUGUUGCUGUCGCUGAAUAUGCAAACAUUUUCAGUACAUUCUUUCCUCAAUCUGCCGGAGCAGAUAAGUGACUGUCGUAUGCAGUUGAGGUUUAUUUUGAAUUUGUUAAAUAAAUAGGUGAUAUACUAACGA